UAGCCCGCCAUACCAAUACGAAAAACCGGUGGACGGUUCAUCAAACGAAAGGAUCUCAGGGUACCCCUAUCCACUACGACCAGUAUCUUUUGUGGCGAGUCGACUCCCAGCUCUAACAAACCUAGAUACCAUAUCCCAUAUACCCUUCCCAGUGGACCACACUCGAACAUACUUCAAUGACCAGCUUGCUAGGCGUGAACACCUCCUCCUUUGGACUCCGUCGUCCAUCCAACUCGGACCCCCCAUCAUCGCCCUACGCACCCGCCUCGCCCGUUUCAUCGUCGAGGUCCACGUUCCCUAGUUCUGGGAACAACAAUACCAUCGGCGGGUCUUCUUUGCUUUUCCCCAUCAACCCGGCAUUCACCGACUCGUCGCCCGCUGGCGGGAUCUUGCUGAACAAACGCAGACCGUCGGAUACGCCCGAGUAUGUCGUUGACCCGAAUCAGGCCCAGGCGCAAGCGCAAGGACAAGCCUAUUCGCCAAAGCUCGACGGGUCCUCCAUCCCGGUCGAUGGAUUGCCUACGGGGCAUGGAUAUCCGGGAAGUCCCAGUCCGGUCGCGUUCAAGGUGACCAACUUGCCUAUGAGCCCCGCUUUGAGUUCGGAUGGAAAGACGAUGACGUACGAAACCGGUCAGAGGUCGUCCAGCCCCGAGUCGGUCUCAGCCGGUCUUCCCAGCGCCGUCACCGCCACGACCGGUACGCCGAUUCGACCGUCUCAUGGGAGGAUGCCAUCGUCUACCAAGAUCAGGUUCGCACCCCUCCCCACGCCGAAUAGGAAGAGGUCCCUCUCGACGGGCAGGAACAUAGUCACCAAAGCCAAGCUCGAGCCGGAUGGGACGAGGACGCUGCAGAGGUUCAGCAAGCAGGACGGAAACGACCCCUGGGUAAGCGAUGAUGAUCGCGCCGGUCCUCAAAAUGGUGAAGGUGAUAACGGGAUCUCGAGCUCGGCCGUGGAGGAUGAAGACGAAGAUGAUGACGAUGACGACGAGGACGAUCGCAAGAAACCUUCGUCCUCCUUGACAUCGAGCAGCUGGAUGACCAUGGGCAUGGGCAAGAAAAGGACGGGUUCGAUCACCUCGUCUUCUUACACCUAUACCAAGAAGCUCUUGAAACCGUUCUCCGGGUCUGAUUCGAACGCUGCAAAUUCGUCAUCGGCGGAUACUGGGGAUUCGUCCUUGACCUUUGGCAUGCCGCUGCGAAAGACCAUCUCGACGGGAGGCUUGAUGGGCUCUUCCCCCUUUCGAUCUUCGCACGAGCAGGAGCGAAGACGAUCGUUCCUCAGUACAGGCUCUUCCAAGGAUAAGGAGAACAAGCGUCAUCUACGUAACGGAUCGACCUCGGAGACGCCCGACUUUUCGUCAUUGUCGAGCAGUCUCGGAUACAAGGCUCAGACGGAUUUCGCGCCCUCCGCUGCGGACAUGCCCAAGAGCGAUCGCAGGCCGGUGAAGAUGCUCAACGGGCGAGUUUACGGGGCCAAAAAAGGUCAAGCUGGCUCUGCGGGGUCAUCAAAGGCGCAGGACCCCGAGUUUUCAGAAUGGGGCGGGUUGAUGGGUGCCAAAGGCGGAGGGAUGGGUUCGAACGCUCCUUCCGCCACCACCGCCACCCGGCCGGACGCUCCGCCAGAACGUCGAAGCGGGUUCUUGGACGACGAAGACGAUGGCAGCGGGAUGGGAUGGGUCAAGAGGCGACGUGAACAAAAGGAACGUGAGCGACGGGCCAGCGAGUUGGCCACGCCGGACAAGGGGCUGUCAAAGGGGGAUGUCGUCGUCGGUUCGGUCCCCGCGCUCAAGGUCACCCCGCCCCACUGGCCUGAAUCCUUUUCACCUGGUGGGGAAUCUGAACGAUCCCUGGGUGGAGGUGCGCCCGAUUUCAUCUCGACGAGACCGAGCGAAGCGACGAUCAUAGAAGAAUCGAGCGUUCCGGGGACGCCUCAUGAAGAAGGCACAGGUGCAGUGGCCAUCAAGGUGCCUCGGGGCGUCGCUGGCGGUAGCGGUCUGGGACCUGCGCUGGGUGGGGCAGGCGAGAGAGGCUCGGCCGUCGAGGAUAAUAGCGGGUCCGAGGAUAGCGAGGGUGAAGAGGACGAUGAUAAUGAUUUCGAGAGCGAUGAUGAAGACGAGGUCGAGCUCGACAUGGAAGGAUUGGGCGCGAAUUCGAGAUCUACCUCGAGCGCGGCUGGCGUCGAAGUUAUGAUCCGUCAUAAAGACUAGGCUCAAGGCCGUCAACACCCGUCUUUGCAAGACGUUCCUAAUCCCCUAAACCCUAGGCGCCAAGAAUUUUACUGCCGCUAUACUAUACCUGCUCAGACUCGUAUGAAACACCGUGAAGAACAGGACAAGAAGAAUCGCCGUGGACACUGGAAAGUUCA
Molecule: messenger RNA, 2365 nt
Organism: Filobasidium floriforme
Lineage: Eukaryota; Fungi; Basidiomycota; Tremellomycetes; Filobasidiales; Filobasidiaceae
Exons: 3
Coding region: 177-2207 (676 amino acids)
Source: RefSeq, a predicted model, not a curated record